UAUACUAGAAGAAACACACACACACACACAGACACUCCUCCAUGAGCUCCACGGCAGUUUCAUCACAGGCCCUUCGGCUCGCUGCGCACCGCGCCCGGACGCUGCCGGCGGCUCGGACCGGUGCGGAGCUCCGAGCCUUUGCGGACGCGGCGCAAAGAAGAAACCUGAACGUUCACGCCACGACUGCGGCUGGGAAGCUGAAGACCAUCGAUGAUUUACCCGGACCCAGUUUGUCCACCAAUCUGUACUGGUUGUUUGUCAAAGGAUAUGCAGACAAGAGCCACUUACUGCAGGGUCUGCAGAAGAGUAUCUAUGGGCCCAUCUGGCGCACCAAGUUCGGCCCGAUGGACAUCGUCAAUGUGGCGACGCCAGAGCUCAUCGCUGAGGUAAUCCGACAGGAGGGCCGAUACCCGGUCCGAGCAAUGGUGCCUCACUGGAAGGAGCACCGGGACAUGAGAGGAUACGCCUACGGUCUGCAUGUGGACACAGGACCUGAGUGGUACAGACUCCGCAGUGUCCUGAACCCCAAGAUGCUGAAGUUACAGGAGGUGUCAGCCUACGCCCCCAUCAUCCAUGAGGUGGUUGGAGAUCUGCUGCAACGCAUCAAGCUUCUCCGAAGUCGUAGCCAGGACCAGGUCACAGUUUCAGAUAUCACUUCUGAGUUCUACAAGUUCGGCUUUGAAGGUAUCUCCUCCAUCUUAUUUGAGACCAGGUUGGGCUGCCUGCAAGAGGAGAUUCCCAAAGACACGCUGCGCUUCAUCAGCGCAACCAACGACAUGCUGACGCUUUCCAUGACUGUGCCCCUCUUCCCUCGCUGGACCCGCAACAUCCUCCCUUUCUGGAAACGCUUCAUUCAGGCCUGGGAUGACCUCUAUGACGUGGCCAAGAUCCUCAUUGACAGGAGAAUGGCUCAAAUUGAAGCUCAGGUGUCCAGAGGUGAGCCGGUAGAAGGGAUGUACCUGACCUACCUGCUGUCUUCUGAGCUGAGCAGAGCCGAGGUCUACAUCACCGUCACGGAGCUGCUGCUGGGAGGAGUUGACACGACCUCCAACACCCUGUCGUGGGCGUUGUACCAUCUAGCGAGGGACCCCAAGGCUCAGGAACGACUGUACAACGAGGUCAACUCUGUUUGUCCGGACAGACGAGAGCCAACCACAGACAACCUGAGCAAGAUGCCGUACAUGAAAGCGGUUAUAAAAGAGACGUUACGCCUUUACCCCGUCGUACCCGGAAAUGGGCGCUUUGUUUCAGAAAGUGAGGUAGUUGUGGCCAACUACUGGUUCCCAAAAAAGACUCAGUUCCAUCUGUGUCAUUACACAACCUAUCAUGAUGAGGCUGAGUUUGUAGACGCAGAGCUCUUCAUCCCGGAGCGCUGGAUCCGUACCAGGGAGCCCGGCAGCAUCUGCGGCAGGCCGUCGAAUACCAGCUACUACCGGCAUCACCCGUACAGCUUCAUCCCCUUCGGUGUCGGGGUGCGGGCCUGUGUUGGGAAGAGGUUGGCGGAGAUGGAGCUGUACUUUGCUCUGUCCAGGUUAAUCCAGCACUACGAGGUCCAGCAUGAAGAAGGCGCACCGGUCAUCGAGCCUAAAACACGAACCCUGCUCAUCCCCGCAAAGCCCAUCAACCUGCGCUUCCUGUCCCGGGACUGAUGACGGCGCCGGGACUCAAGUUUAACACUUUGCACAGGCUCCACAGACAUUACUCAUUUGCAAGCGUCUGCACAGUUGGAGAAUAAUGGGAUAAAUUACUAAUUUAAGGGGAAAUCUGGUGUGUCAUCUUUACCCAGAACUCCAUCUUUCUUACCAGGGUCACUAUUUUCCUGAUUUGGGAAGUGAUUUGAAUUACACCCAUUUCCCUUUAAGUAUGUUCCGCACAUGAUAUACUGAUCAUUGUGAAUGACAUGUAAUCCUUCCUCCUUCCCUCCUGGGUUAUAUGAGAUCACUUAAUAUAUUAACACCUUAGCAGUGCUAAUAUUGACUUGGCACUCACGGACACUUUACUUGCCAAGUUAUUCAAGUUUAUUUUAUCUUUAAAUAAGCUGGUGAGUUAGGAGCUGACGUGACACACUAGAUGAUGACCUGAUGAUGACCUCGAAGACAGUUUAUGUUGUAACAGCUCUCAUUUUGUUGAAUUUAUUCACCUUUUAAACGUAAAAUUCAAGUUCUAAGGAGGUUGGAGGAGGCAGGGAAGGAAACAAAAAGACUGUGAAGGAAUGAAGGACGGAGGAAGGGAAGGAAAGGAGGUUUUCAGGCUUAAUAUCUCGACUUUAAAGAGUCUUCAUAGCGUUUGUGUUCUUAGCCGAUUGAAUGUGACUUGUAGAAAAAUAUAUAAGAGUUUAACAGUGGUUUAAAAUAAGUUUUUACUGUUCCUACGUUAGUCUGUAAUAUCCCUGAAACAUUAUCUCUCAUACUCAGAAGUUUAUUGUAAUAAAUCUUCACUAAAUAUUCUCACAGAGUAUCAUUAGUAUUCCUUCAUGUGUAGUUUUGUAAGAAACAAAUCUUAGAAAAUGUAUUUCAACACUUAACGAUGCUCUUGGUCCUUGUUAAACGCUGUUCAGUGUGCUUCUGUGUGGCCUCGUUUCUUAACCAAAUAAAGAGAUGUUGUAACGGA
Larimichthys crocea (large yellow croaker) is the source of this 2610-nucleotide messenger RNA. It is a transcript of the gene cyp27a2, whose product is annotated as cytochrome P450 family 27 subfamily A member 2. The record is from RefSeq and is a predicted model, not a curated record. Gene Ontology annotation, molecular function: oxidoreductase activity, acting on paired donors, with incorporation or reduction of molecular oxygen; iron ion binding; heme binding. The coding region runs from base 42 to 1649 and encodes 535 amino acids. Gene Ontology annotation, cellular component: mitochondrial inner membrane. The transcript is spliced from 9 exons. Gene Ontology annotation, biological process: cholesterol metabolic process; glucocorticoid biosynthetic process; C21-steroid hormone biosynthetic process. NCBI's taxonomy places the organism in Eukaryota, Metazoa, Chordata, Actinopteri, Sciaenidae.